AUGGGCCAAGUUCACUCGUUGUACAAUGGCCUUUUCUCUCUCAGUCAAUGGUCCAUUCUCAGUGUUCGCCGACUACUAUUUGGUGGAAACGAGCUGCUACUGGAAGGGUUAAAAUCAGAAGAAACUACUGUGUACCUUCCCGAAGCAACUUUUCAAUCACUUCCUGUCGAGAUAAUUCUUCAUAUUUUCUCACAUUUGGAGCUCAAACCAUACCUCUUCUCUCGCGGUGUAUGCAAAGAAUGGCAGCGCCUUCUCCCACUCGCUGAUAUCCAUCCAGCACGGUGCCGUUUGAUUGAUCUGUAUUUGAAGAUGGUUAACACACCAAAUUUCAUCGACACUCGUACAUGGAUAAUUGACAAUCUCCAGCCGUUCGACCGACAUGCGUACAUUGACACCCUCCUUUCGCAAUAUCCAGCAGUUCCUGAAGAGUUCCGAAUUUGGCUUCUAGAGUGGCCAGAAAGGGCUACUGUGAAUUGUAUCUGGCCUGGUCUGCCACUCGUAUCGUGCACCGACUUCAGACCCAGUAGACGGUGUGGCGCUAACUGGGUGGCGUACAACAGGCAUUCUCCUCAGCUUCUUGCCCCAGUUUAUAGGCAGCAUACCCCCUUUGCCAAGUUUGUCCCCGGUCUUUUAAUUUGGAGGCAAGGUAGCUCAACAGAGUGGCUCAUCUUCGACAAAGACGAACCUGAACUCUUCGGUCGUGUCUAUGUCACCGAUCGGUUGGAAAAUGAAAAACCGGCGGUCAUUCCACACGAGCGACAAAAAAUCCCUGAUGACGACGAUGACGAGCCCAUCUCUGGAUCCGAGGAUGAAGACGGUGAGUUCCGAGAAGAGUUCUCUUCUGGACUUAUGCUAACCGACGACGUGGAUUCAGAAGGCUACCUCAAUGUACCAUAUCUCGAUUGGAUUAGCUUUUUGGAGCGUUGCUGGGAUAAAAAUGCCCGCACGCUUCAAUAUCAUAAGGUGCAUGGUUAUCUAAAAGACCUUGCUAUAACUGAAUCCGAUAUGGGUCCGGAAUUCAACUCGUUUUAUGAAACUAGACUCCCCGCUUUUCCGUGGAUCGCACGGGAGUCAUUUACAGAGUAUCUCUUGAAGAAAUAG
This is a messenger RNA of Psilocybe cubensis, 1101 nucleotides long. RefSeq lists its product as uncharacterized. The record is from RefSeq and is a predicted model, not a curated record. Gene Ontology annotation, molecular function: protein binding. The transcript has a single exon. The coding region runs from base 1 to 1101 and encodes 366 amino acids. NCBI's taxonomy places the organism in Eukaryota, Fungi, Basidiomycota, Agaricomycetes, Agaricales, Agrocybaceae.